AUGACGAUGAACCUCAAAAAGCAAGCGCACAAAUCACGCAAGCUGAUAACCUGUCUCAAGUCCCUGCUCAAUCUCUACAAGCACAGCGCAGUGAACUCUGCCGGCAAAAAUGGAGGGCGAGAACCCACAGGCCCGGACGUCGUUGAGAGAGUAUCCGAGGAACAAAGUCAGAACAUCGACGAGCACCAGCGGACAUCAACCCCACAGUCCGAACGCACUCUUGAGGACGAUCAUACGUCUUCUAGUGAAACCGAAAGCUGCCACAGCCGAGAUUCGCAGGAUGCUCAGACGCAAGGAAGUUCGAUGCAAGCCAGGGCAAGACAGAGAUAUACCAAUUUUAUCCACAGGGAUCCUGAGGUUCUUGGCUUGGCUUACCGAGUGACCAACCUCGAAAAGAUUUCGGCAUCGGCGAAGUCAUGGACUUCUAGCGAAAGUCACUGCAUCGACAAAACAAUGACGGAAGAGAAGUGUAUUGUGAUACGCUACUUGCACGGUGAAGAAGUGCCAGCUCCCGUCGCACCACCUGGAGGCUCAGAAGCCUUCCUUCAUAUCAGAUGCUGUCGCGAGAACGACUUCAAGUCGAGGCACGUCGUGGAGGUCCCGGUUCGACUGCUCAUGAUGUUCUCGCCGGCGCUGAACGGUUUCGACAUCUUCAGCAACGCCAGCCAGUUGUUCGGUGCGGUGCACGGCACGUUCGUUGGCACGAUCGAUGUCGGCCGCAUUGACAAGGGCGUCGUCGAGAGUGCAGUGACCUUUUUAAAGGGCGGAGUUCUGGAAGUCAGACUCCCAGCCCUGGGCGAGCACAUCUCGUACGGGGAGAAGAAGGCGUUGUUGCAGACAGCUGACCUCGCGCACAAGCUGGACAUUAUAUGUCUGCAGAAGGCGGCGAUGCAUGCCAUCUGCGUCUCUGUCCUGCGAGAGCAAACUGAUUGGGACAACGAGGAAACUCGCUUGUUGCUUCAGUGA
This is a messenger RNA of Cladophialophora carrionii CBS 160.54, 966 nucleotides long. RefSeq lists its product as uncharacterized. The transcript is spliced from 2 exons. Lineage: Eukaryota; Fungi; Ascomycota; Eurotiomycetes; Chaetothyriales; Herpotrichiellaceae. The coding region runs from base 1 to 966 and encodes 321 amino acids. The record is from RefSeq and is a predicted model, not a curated record.